This is a messenger RNA of Paramecium octaurelia, 1204 nucleotides long. The record is from the annotation of a GenBank genome assembly. Lineage: Eukaryota; Ciliophora; Oligohymenophorea; Peniculida; Parameciidae.
AUGAAUUCUCGAGAUCCACCAAGUAAGAUAUUAUUGUUAAUCAUUUCUUACUUGCCUCCUUCAUUUCCCCUUACCAAUGAUUAUCUGUUCAACAUGUUCAAAUCCUAUGGAGACAUCAAUAAAAUACUCAUUUUUGAGAGAGGGAAAACCAAUAAAGCCUUUGUUGAAUACUUGAAUGUUAAGCAUGCAAUCCUUGCAAGAAGGAACAUGAUGGGGAAACAAAUAAGUCCAGAAGGAGGAAAGUAAUGUUUAGUAUUUUAUAUAUAGACUACUAAUUCACUUUUCUCGUCUCAAGUAACUCAAUCUCGAAGUAGUUGAUCAAACCCGUGGAACUUUAUACUAAAAAAGUGAAGUUGAGACUCAACUGUAAUUAAAUCCUGUAUCGAAAACAAAAAUUAAGAAUAACAAAGAUAAUAUCGAGAGUUAACAAGUCCAAACACAUCAAAAUUAAAUGAGAGUCCCCCAAGAUUUAGGAGAGUCUCCUAACAAAACAAUGUUUAAUUUUUAAAUUAUUAUUUAAGAAUGGAAUCAUAAUUAAAAUAAUUAAUAUAAAUUCUGGAUGAUGACUUCAAUAGUGAAAUUGAAAAGUCUCAAUAAAUCUAAUUUGAUCAACAAUAACUGAUAAUUGAUUAGUUAUUAUAUUAGAAGCCAUCCAAAUAUCUGAUAGUGUCCAAUAUAGAUGUUAAAAUUACAUCUAAGAUGCUGUAUAAUCUCUUUAACAGAUUCGGACAUCUUGAUAGUUUGCUUUUUAACAAAAAAUAAUAGACAGCCAUCCUACAGUUUACAAACUCAGAUUAGGCUACCAUAGCUAAAGAAUUACUAAACAAUGUAUAAUUUUUCAAUAAGGAAGUGAGUAAAUAAAAUAUAUAGUUAGUUAAGAAUUUUGUUCCAUCAGCAGAGCGAUCUUAGAACCAAAAAUGUAGAUGAAGAACUGUAUAUAGGUUCAAAAACUAAAUUCAAAAUUGUUCCUAUAAGCAAAGUUUUAAUCUUUUCUGGAAUCAAAGAUAUUAUUGAAAUUUAGGAUAUGGUCAAAUUAGUUGGAAUGAUAUAGGGUAAUUUAUUUAAAUGAAUAUAAUUAGAUAUUAGAUUAGAUUAAAAUUAAGUUCAGGUGACUAUGGUAGAUAUUUAUGAAGCCUUGAGAAUUAUAUCAGUUUUCUCUGAAUAUGAAUAUAAGGGAAAUAAAUUAAACAUAUUCUUUAAAUGA